UAAAUGUGUUGGGGGCACUGAGUAAUGUAGCCAUUUCUGACCCGGCAGCCAGGAAAAUGUGAAACAAUUUGCUUCUGGAAACAGGACAGCUGGGGCUGUGUUCCUGCGAGAGCAGACCAACCACCACGGCGGACCCAGGCAAGCACGGAACAAGCCGAGAUGGUGCGUUUAAGCGGCAGGAUGAUAAUAUGGAUACAAAAUCUAUUCUAGAAGAACUUCUUCUCAAAAGGUCACAGCAAAAGAAGAAAAUGUCACCAAAUAACUACAAAGAACGGCUUUUUGUUUUGACCAAAACAAACCUUUCCUACUAUGAAUAUGACAAAAUGAAAAGGGGCAGCAGAAAAGGAUCCAUUGAAAUUAAGAAAAUCAGAUGUGUGGAGAAAGUAAAUCUCGAGGAGCAGACGCCUGUGGAGAGACAGUACCCAUUUCAGAUUGUCUAUAAAGAUGGGCUUCUCUAUGUCUAUGCAUCAAAUGAAGAGAGCCGAAGUCAGUGGUUGAAAGCAUUGCAAAAAGAGAUAAGGGGUAACCCCCACCUGCUGAUCAAGUACCAUAGUGGGUUCUUCGUGGACGGGAAGUUCCUGUGUUGCCAGCAGAGUUGUAAAGCAGCCCCAGGAUGUACCCUCUGGGAAGCAUAUGCUAAUCUGCAUAUUGCAGUCAAUGAAGAGAAAUACAGAGUUCCUACCUUCCCAGACAGAGUGCUGAAGAUACCUCGGGCAGUUCCUGUUCUCAAAAUGGAUGCACCAUCUUCAAGUACCACUCUAGCCCAAUACGACAACGAAUCAAUGAAAAACUAUGGCCUCCAGCCACCAUCUUCAAGUACCACUGUAGUCCAAUAUGACAGCAACUCAAAGAAAAUCUAUGGCUCCCAGCCAAACUUCAACAUGCAGUAUAUUCCAAAAGAAGACUACCCUGACUGGUGGCAAGUAAGAAAACUGAAAAGUAGCAGCAGCAGUGAAGAUGUCGCAAGUAGUAACCAAAAAGAAAGAAAUGUAAAUCACACCACCACAAAGAUUUCAUGGGGAUUCCCUGAGUCAAGUUCAUCUGAAGAAGAGGAAAACCUGGAUGAUUAUGACUGGUUUGCUGGUAACAUCUCCAGAUCACAAUCUGAACAGUUACUCAGACAAAAGGGAAAAGAAGGAGCAUUUAUGGUUAGAAAUUCCAGCCAAGUGGGAAUGUACACAGUGUCCUUAUUUAGUAAGGCUGUGAAUGAUAAAAAAGGAACUGUCAAACAUUACCAUGUGCAUACAAAUGCUGAGAACAAGUUAUACCUGGCAGAAAACUACUGUUUUGAUUCCAUUCCAAAGCUUAUUCAUUAUCACCAACACAAUUCAGCAGGCAUGAUCACACGGCUCCGCCACCCUGUGUCAACAAAGGCCAACAAGGUCCCAGACUCUGUGUCCCUGGGAAAUGGAAUCUGGGAACUGAAAAGAGAAGAGAUUACCUUGUUGAAGGAGCUGGGAAGUGGCCAGUUUGGAGUGGUCCAGCUGGGCAAGUGGAAGGGGCAGUAUGACAUUGCUGUUAAGAUGAUCAAGGAGGGCUCCAUGUCAGAAGACGAAUUCUUUCAGGAGGCCCAGACUAUGACAAAACUCAGCCAUCCCAAGCUGGUUAAAUUCUAUGGAGUGUGUUCAAAGGAAUACCCCAUAUACAUAGUGACUGAAUAUAUAAGCAAUGGCUGCUUGCUGAAUUACCUGAGAAGUCAUGGAAAAGGACUUGAACCUUCCCAGCUCUUAGAAAUGUGCUACGAUGUCUGUGAAGGCAUGGCCUUCUUGGAGAGCCACCAAUUCAUACAUCGGGACUUGGCUGCUCGUAACUGCUUGGUGGACAGCGAUCUCUGUGUGAAAGUAUCUGACUUUGGAAUGACAAGGUAUGUUCUUGAUGACCAGUAUGUCAGUUCAGUUGGAACAAAGUUUCCAGUCAAGUGGUCAGCUCCAGAGGUGUUUCAUUACUUCAAAUACAGCAGCAAGUCAGACGUAUGGGCAUUUGGGAUCCUGAUGUGGGAGGUGUUCAGCCUGGGGAAGCAGCCCUAUGACUUGUAUGACAACUCCCAGGUGGUUCUGAAGGUCUCCCAGGGCCACAGGCUCUACCGGCCCUACCUGGCAUCAGACACCAUCUACCAGAUCAUGUACAGCUGCUGGCACGAGCUUCCAGAAAAGCGUCCCACAUUUCAGCAACUCCUGUCUUCCAUUGAACCACUUCAGGAAAAAGACAAGCCUUGAAGAAGAAACUAGGAGUGCUGAUAAGAAUGAAUAUAGAUGUUGGCCAGCAUUUUCAUUCAUUUUAAGGAAAGUAGCAAGGCAUAAUGUAAUUUAGCUAGUUUUUAAUAGUGUUCUUGUAUUGUAUAUUAUUUAGAAAUGAACAAGGCAGGAAACAAAAGAUUUCCUUGAAAUUUAGAUCAAAUUAGUAAUUUUGUUUAUGCUGCUCCUGAUAUAACACUUUCCAGCCUAUAGCAGAAGCACAUUUUCAGACUGCAACAUAGAGACCGCAUUCACGUGUAAAGACUGAGCAGAAUUGAAAAAUUACUUAUUGGAUAGUCAUUCUUUUCUUUAUAUUGUCACUGUCACAACAAUUAAAUAUACUACCAAGUA
Piliocolobus tephrosceles (Ugandan red Colobus) is the source of this 2585-nucleotide messenger RNA. RefSeq names its product BMX non-receptor tyrosine kinase (gene BMX). Lineage: Eukaryota; Metazoa; Chordata; Mammalia; Primates; Cercopithecidae. The transcript is spliced from 19 exons. Bases 189 to 2216 code for a protein of 675 amino acids. Gene Ontology annotation, biological process: protein phosphorylation; intracellular signal transduction. Gene Ontology annotation, molecular function: protein tyrosine kinase activity; ATP binding. The record is from RefSeq and is a predicted model, not a curated record.